Ipomoea nil (Japanese morning glory) is the source of this 2426-nucleotide messenger RNA. RefSeq names its product protein ROOT HAIR DEFECTIVE 3 homolog 1-like. Gene Ontology annotation, cellular component: endoplasmic reticulum. The coding region runs from base 222 to 2324 and encodes 700 amino acids. Gene Ontology annotation, molecular function: GTPase activity; GTP binding. Lineage: Eukaryota; Viridiplantae; Streptophyta; Magnoliopsida; Solanales; Convolvulaceae. The record is from RefSeq and is a predicted model, not a curated record. Gene Ontology annotation, biological process: endoplasmic reticulum membrane fusion. The transcript is spliced from 22 exons.
UCUCUGCCUCAGGCUACCUCACCCUCUCACCCUCUCACCCUCUCACCCUCUCGCAUCUCUCUCGCCUCUCUCACUCUCUGCCGCCUCAGGUUCUUAGCGACUCAGCGAUUCUUACUCUCAUUGUCUGUGGAGACUGCCCUCUGGCUCAAGGAGUGUACGCUUGUUUCCAUAUUUCGUAUUCUAAACAUCUUAACUACUUGAGAGUUCCAGAACAACAAGAAAUGACCAGCGAGUGUUGUUCAAUUCAACUCAUUGAUGGGGAUGGUACAUUCAAUGUUGCUGGAAUUGAACAUUUCAUGACAAAGGUUAAAUUGGCAGAUUGUGGGCGUUCAUAUGUUGUUGUUUCAAUUAUUGGCCCACAAAGUAGCGGAAAGAGCACACUGUUGAAUCAUCUAUUUGAUACAAACUUUAGAGAGAUGGAUGCUUUUGAAGGAAGAACACAAACCACAAAAGGUAUUUGGAUGGCUCAAUGUGUUGGAAUUGAACCCUGCACCCUUGUAAUGGAUUUAGAGGGCACCGAUGGAAGAGAGAGAGGAGAGGAUGAUACAGCAUUUGAAAAACAAAGUGCCUUGUUUGCCCUUGCUGUUUCUGAUAUAGUUUUAAUAAACAUGUGGUGUCAUGAUAUUGGCCGUGAGCAAGCAGCAAAUAAGCCUCUGUUGAAAACUGUUUUCGAGGUCAUGAUGAGAUUAUUUGGUCCCUCCUAUAAAACUACCCUACUGUUUGUUAUACGUGACAAAACAAAGACCCCCCUUGGCAGCUUGAAGUCUUCUUUAAGGGAAGAUAUUCAGAAGAUCUGGGAUACAGUCCCUAAGCCGGAAACUCACAAGGAAACUCCUCUUAGUAAAUUUUUCAAUGUUGAGGUUGUCGCUCUUAAUAGUUACGAGCGGAAAGAGGAACUGUUUAAAGAGCAGGUGGCUGAUCUAAGACUACGGUUCUUUCACUCUAUUACACCUGAUGGGCUUGCCGGAGGCAGGCAGGCAGUUGUUCCAGCUUCAGGUUUUUCAUUUAGUGCACAACAAAUUUGGAAGGUUAUAAAGGAGAACAAAGACCUUGACCUGCCUGCACACAAGGUUAUGGUGGCUACUGUACGAUGUGAAGAAAUUGCAAAUGAAAAAUUUGCCUCUUUUACUGCAAAUGAGGAAUGGUGUCAACUUGAUGAAGCAGUUCAGUCUCAUGCUGUGCCUGGCUUCGGGAAGAAGCUUAGUUCAAUGCUGGGUACUUUUCUAACAGCGUAUGAGGCUGAGGUCACAUUUUUUGAUGAAGGUGUGAGAUUGUCUAAGAGAAUGCUGUUGGAAAAGAAACUGCUGCAGCUUACCCUACCAGCCUAUCAAUCCAUGCUGGGACAUAUACGAUCUAAAACUUUAGAAACAUUCAAAAUGGAAUUUGAUAUUGCAUUGAAUAAAGGGAAAGACUUUGCUAUGGCUGCUCGUGGCUGCACUGAGUCCUCUAUGGCCCAGUUUGAUGAAAGAUGUGCCGAUGCUGUCAUUGACCAAGCUAAUUGGGACUCGUCUAAAACAAGAUAUAAGCUCACACGUGAUAUAGAUGGACAUAUUGCUGUAGUCCGUGCAUCCAAGCUGGCUGAACUUACAACACUUUAUGAGACAAAGUUGAAUGACGAAUUAUUUGGACCAGUUGGGUCUGUAUUAGCUGGAGUUAGUGAUGAUCCAUGGACAAAAAUAAGACAAUUCCUACAGGAUAAGACAAAAGCUGCAGUGUCAUCUUUUUCUGCAGCACUUUCUGGCUUUGAGAUGGAUAAAGAAACCAAAGAUAGUAUGCUAUCAAAGUUGAAGGAUUAUGCAAGAGGGGUAGUUGAAACAAAAGCAAAAGAAGAAGCUGGAAGGGUUUUGAUCCAUAUGAAUGAUAAAAUUGUUGGCAGGUUUAUAACAUCAUUUAGCUAUGAUUCCGAUUCAAAACCCCGAGAUUGGACAUGUUGGCAAGACAUCAAUGCAAUUACCAAAACCGCAGAAUCAUCUUCUCUCAAAUUACUCUCAGUUUUGGCUGCUAUUCGCUUGGAGGAAGAAACUGACAAUAUUGAAAAGAUCCUUUUCGAUGCUUUAAUCAAAAGUAAAUCAGGUGGUGCUGCCAACAAAAGCACCACGUCAUCUGACCUUCUAGCAUCAAUAUAUUGGGAUGAGGUUCCUGCAUCAAAAACGUUGAUAACACCUCACCGGUGCAAAUUGAUUUGGAAACAAUUUGGAACUCAGACAAGAUCUACCGUCUUCCAAGCUAGGACUGCUAAGGAGGCUUGCGAAUUGGAGAAGAUAAGGAAGGUGAAUUUGUUACUAAGUUUUGUGCGUAUGUCUUGGGGCGGUGUUUCAUUUUAAUACCUAUUACUAUGUUUGUUUGUACUUACCUUCAAAAAAUGUUUGUUUGUCUACUUUUGUUAUCCUAUUAUUGGAAUUAAAAUUCUUAGUAAUUACAAAACA